This is a messenger RNA of Plectropomus leopardus (leopard coralgrouper), 936 nucleotides long. RefSeq names its product olfactory receptor 4B13-like. NCBI's taxonomy places the organism in Eukaryota, Metazoa, Chordata, Actinopteri, Perciformes, Serranidae. The record is from RefSeq and is a predicted model, not a curated record. Gene Ontology annotation, molecular function: olfactory receptor activity; odorant binding; G protein-coupled receptor activity. Gene Ontology annotation, biological process: G protein-coupled receptor signaling pathway; detection of chemical stimulus involved in sensory perception of smell. Gene Ontology annotation, cellular component: membrane.
AUGGAAAAUGACACAACAAUGUUUCACUUUAACCUCACAAUGUAUGUGAACAUAGGACCGUACCGCUAUCCAGCCUUUGCACUGUGCUUCCUGCUGUUUGCCUUUAAUGUAUUUGCUAAUCUUCUUUUAUUAGUGGUAAUAUCACGCAAGAGAACACUACAUGAGCCCAUGUAUGUUUUUAUUGCAUUUUUAUCUGUAAACUCUCUGUACGGUUCUGCUGGUUUCUUCCCCAGAUUCCUCAUGGACCUUCUGUCUGAUACUCAUUUGAUCUCUCGUCCAGCUUGUUUCACUCAGAUCUAUGUUAUCUACACCUAUGCUUCAUAUGAAUUUACCAUCCUGAGCAUUAUGGCAUAUGAUAGAUACGUUGCCGUAUGUGAUCCUUUACACUAUCACAGCAAGGUGGCCCCUCGGACAGUUUGUUGGUUGGCAGCCUUUGCUUGGAUAUGUCCAGCUUUUUCUGUUGGGGUAUGUCUUUAUUUAACGAUUAGACUUCCUUUGUGUGGCAACAAGAUCUUAAAAGUAUACUGUGCUAUCUGGAAUGUUGCCAAACUGUCAUGCGUUACCACUUUUAUCAACAAUAUUGUUGGCUUGCUUGUAACUGCAAUUACAAUAAUUCUGCCCCUGAUCUAUGUCUUGUAUACCUACUUUCGACUUAUACUUGUGUGCAAGAAGAGAUCAGCAGAAUUCAAGAGCAAAGUGUGGCAAACCUUCUUACCACACACUGUGACAUUUGUCAGCUAUUCCAUCACUGCAUUUUGUGAUAUUGCCCUAAGUCGUGUUAAUGUUGAAAAGCUGAACCCAUUUUUUGCCGUAAUUUUAUCAUUGGAGUUUGUGAUGAUACCUCCACUUCUGAACCCUCUUGUUUAUGGCCUGAAGUUGCCAGAAAUAAGAAGACACAUUUUCAGCAUGCUGUCAUGUUUGAAAGCUCUUUCUUAA